AUGGAUUUGGAACAAUAUCAUACAAGUCAGUCUUCUUGGGCUUAUGACACUAAUGUUUUACAAGAAGCACGUAUUAAGACAAGUGUUAGAAAGGGUGGGGUUAAUGAAAUAUUUUUGGGAAAUUUUCUUUAUAAUGUUCCAAUUUAUUUAUUCAUUUAUCAAAUGGAUUUUGAACUAAGCUAUAUCUCGAAAUUAUAA
This is a messenger RNA of Dictyostelium purpureum, 198 nucleotides long. RefSeq lists its product as uncharacterized. The record is from RefSeq and is a predicted model, not a curated record. Lineage: Eukaryota; Evosea; Eumycetozoa; Dictyosteliales; Dictyosteliaceae. Bases 1 to 198 code for a protein of 65 amino acids. The transcript has 2 exons.